CAAAGAUGUAUAACAUCAGGGUUUUUUGCAAAUGCUGCAAAAUUACACUAUAGUGGUGAAUAUAGAACAAUUCGUGAUGACCAAACCUUGCAUAUACAUCCCACUUCAGUUUUAUUUCCUGAAAUACCUUCUAAAUGGGUAGUUUUCAAUGAAGUUAUUCAGACAUCUAAAUAUUUUAUGAGAGACUUGACAGUUAUUAAACCAGAAUGGUUAUGUGAAUUAGCACCUCAUUUUUAC
Lottia gigantea (owl limpet) is the source of this 237-nucleotide messenger RNA. RefSeq lists its product as hypothetical. NCBI's taxonomy places the organism in Eukaryota, Metazoa, Mollusca, Gastropoda, Lottiidae. The record is from RefSeq and is a predicted model, not a curated record. The transcript has 2 exons. The annotation marks the transcript as partial.